AUGAUUGAAGAUAGACAUGUGACAUAUCGCGAGAUUGAGGCGUCCUUGAAGAUAUCAAAGACCUCGAUUCAAACAAUUUUACAUGAAGAAUUAGGAGUAAAAAAAAUUAAGCAGAAAGCAGUCAGGAUUGUUAGUGGUGAUGAAUCGUGGAUUUACUGUUAUGAACCAGAAAAUAAACGACAGUCGGCUGUUUGGGUGUUCCAAGGUGAAGAAAAGCCAACAAAAGUCAUCCGUUCUCGAAGUGUUUCGAAAAAGAUCGUCGCGACGUUUGUGUUAAAAGCGGGUCAUAUUGCAACAAUUCCUCUUAAUGAGCAAAGAACUGUUACUGCGGAUUGGUAUACCACCAUUUGUUUGCCAAAAGUCAUCACCGAGCUUCGAAAAAUCAACCCCGUAAGAAGAAUCAUCCUCCACCAAAUAACAAGGCAAUAUUUAACGGAAGAAAACGUGGAAUUAUUGGACCAUCCUCCAUAUAGUCCCGAUCUAAGUCCUAACGAUUUCUUUACUUCACCAGAAGAAGCAGUUGACGCAUUCAAAAAUGCCGUUUUGGAUCUGCCGGUAAACAAGUGGAAUAAGUGCUUCGAAAAUUGGUUCGAGCGCCUGCAGAUGUGUAUUAAUUUUCGUGGAGAAUACUUCGAAAAACAAUAA
This is a messenger RNA of Acanthoscelides obtectus, 645 nucleotides long. The record is from the annotation of a GenBank genome assembly. NCBI's taxonomy places the organism in Eukaryota, Metazoa, Arthropoda, Insecta, Coleoptera, Chrysomelidae.